Messenger RNA from Capsicum annuum, 1320 nucleotides. RefSeq lists its product as uncharacterized. The record is from RefSeq and is a predicted model, not a curated record. Lineage: Eukaryota; Viridiplantae; Streptophyta; Magnoliopsida; Solanales; Solanaceae. The transcript has a single exon. Bases 151 to 924 code for a protein of 257 amino acids.
UUAGCGUCAUCCACGUGAUUUACACGUGCCCUCCUCCUUUCUCUUUUUCUCUCUCCACAUAACCCCAAUUCAGUCUAAUUCACUUCACAUUACACUAAUCCAUUUCCCACUGCAUUUUACCGGGUUUUUUUUUUCACGUCACCUACCAUCAUGAACCAGUCUCAGCUACUGAACCGGAGUUACCACCCCUGGCCACCACCUUUGCCACCACGACCCGGGUCCGCAACGAUACUACCCGAAAAUCAACAAACUUACCAAAGGCCUUGCUUAAACCGGAGUGAUUGGAAACCUCACCGGUCGAACAAACAGCGCCGGUUUUUUCAUCAGAAGAAGAAACAGAGAGAAAAUUACCGUUUUACUCCUUUAACUCCUCACAACACUACGUCGUUUCUAAUCCGGGCGAAAAAGUCCGGCGGGAUUGCUUCAUUGGUAUCACCUUGUCCGAUGACUCCGGCGGUUCUACCGACGCCGAAGUUUUCUCCAGCGAGGGAGAUUUUAGCUGAUGUAGCGAAGGAAGAGUGGGGUGUAGACGGGUACGGGUCGAUGAACGGGUUGAUCCGGGUCCGAUUACCCGAGAAUGAACCGGGAGAAGAAGAGGAUGAAGGUGAAGGGGUUAUUGUAUCAUGGAACAGUGAUGUUGAGGAAGUUGAGAAGAGAUUAAGCCAUGAUUUGAGCCGCUUUGAGAUGAUAUAUGACCCGAGAAAUGGCGGGUCGGGUCGAGAUGGGUAUGAUUUUGGUUACAGAGUUGAUGAUGUGGAGGAACAUAUAGAGAGAUUGGAGGAGGAAAACAUGGAGCUGAAGGAGAAAAUGUAUGUAAUGGAGAGGGAGUUAGAGGAAUUGCGUAAAAGGGUUCGGUAUUUGGAAGGUGGAGAUGAAAAUGGGUCGGAUAAUGAAGCUGUUUCUGACAAAAGCAUAGGAGAUUGAGGUGGCCAUGAAGAAGGGUAGCCUUGGAGGAGUAGUUGGUAAAGUUGCGGCCAUCUGACCAGGAGUUUACGGAUUAAACAUUGAAACAGCCUCUUUGAGAAGCUAACGCUGUGUGUAGUGAACCCUUGUGGUUUGGCCCUCUUCGCGGAAGCUGUUUGGUUUUCUUCUGCCUCUGUAUUUAGUUUUGUUAUAUGCUUUUAGGUGGUGAAGUCUUUAGUGUAGAUCUUAGUUAUUAAUCUUCUUUUUUUUGUUGUUGUCAACUUUUGAGGUGUAGAAAGUAGUUGUAGUAGUAAUCUUUACUUUGAUCUGACUGAUAAAACUUGUGGAGUAGGAUCAACUUUAAUUGCUCAAUUAAGCUGAAUAUUUUGGUUAAUAACAUGCUUAGUUUGAUUGCAA